Moneuplotes crassus is the source of this 1306-nucleotide messenger RNA. The record is from the annotation of a GenBank genome assembly. NCBI's taxonomy places the organism in Eukaryota, Ciliophora, Spirotrichea, Euplotida, Euplotidae.
AUGGAUACAUUUCAUGUGGAAAGGAGUGGAAGAUAUAAAUCUGUGAUUGCUCAGAAGGGUCCGUCAUUUGAUAAAAUUGUGCUGGAUAAAACUCUUAAGAAAUUCGUUGAUACCAAACAUUUAUACAAACCAAAAAGCAAAUAAGCUUCAUCUUAAAAGUACAGACCAAAUUUCCAAAAAUCAGGCAUUUUCAGAGAAGAAGGCGUAUCCCAGGCAGAAAGCUUUAGUCAUCAACUCUGAAUUUUCCAAUCAAAAAUAUGUAUCUAGCAGAGAAAAUAUGGGCAAGAGAGAACAUGAGGUUCAUGACAUGAUGAUCAAAAGUUGCAGCAGAAUUGUACUAAAUAUGCAGAAUAAUGGACAGUAUAAAUCCCAACCCUCACUCCGUGUGAAUUUGAAGAAGCAAAAGCAUGGCGAAGCUUCAAGAACUCCAAAUGAAUACUCAUAUCAGGAGCAGGAUAGUAAUUUAGAAAAAUAGUCUUCCAAAAGAAUCUCAUGUUAAGACUGGUAUUAAUCUUGAAAUUGCAAAGAGUCAUGAUAAUAUCAAUGACUCAGGACCUUCAUUAUUCAAGACCAGGCAGCCAAAUCUGCUUGAAUUCUUCCAAAGGAUUGUUAACAAAGAUUUUAGCAGGAAACAUCAUAAUAAGAUAACCAGGAGUCAGAAUAUGAGAUACCAGAUCAAGGAGAAGAGCAUUCUGUAUAAGCCGCAUAAAUAAAUCCCCACUGAAAUCAUAUAUAAAGCAGCUAAAAUCAAAGAUAGGAACUUUGGAGGAACACCCAGAACUGGAGAUAAACAAUGGCAAUAAUGGCUGCGAUUAUGACUCUAGUUCGCCUUUUGGAUUAUCUAUAGACCAAAAGAUGACCAACUGGAUGUCUGAUAGGAACUAUAAUAAAUACAAAAGCUUAGAGAAUCACUCAAUGUUGCUAAAUAAGCAACUGAGGAGAAGAAAAAGAAAUAGAAUGAGCACUGGAGGGCUUGCCAAUAAGUUUAAAUUUUCAGAUGAUCAGUGCGAUGGGUUGAAAUUGCUCAGAUUAAAAUUACCGAAGAUAGACGAAGGUUGAAAAAAAUAAUUCAUUGGUUGCUUCUCAAGACAAUUUAAUUGCUAAUCAAACUCCUUCAAGUCUUGCCUCAAGUUGUCUCGCUCCAAAUGUCAGCUAUGUUUCUGAAGGAUUUGACCCAGCAUCUCAAACAAGACAAGAGCCAGAGCCAGUCUACAUGAACGUAGUGAUAAAAAGAAACCUUGGUCGAAAGGACUACGGUUAGCUUAAUAAAGUUUCCCAAAGUAUCUCAUUUAAUAUGUAUGUAAGC